Molecule: messenger RNA, 984 nt
Organism: Lachancea sp. 'fantastica'
Lineage: Eukaryota; Fungi; Ascomycota; Saccharomycetes; Saccharomycetales; Saccharomycetaceae
Source: the annotation of a GenBank genome assembly
AUGGGGCUCAGCGCCUGGAAUGAGCUACUGGAGGCACACCGGGAGCCACAUACGGAAGAAUCGGAUCAAGUGACCCUUGUACUGUCUGCGGAAACUCAAAAUACCUUGCAAAACUUUUUGGUAGAAAUACUUCAAAUAGAAGACGAAAACUCCAGUUUGGCUGCCAUUGGCUACUACCACAAAAUUUUGGAGACUGGUAAUGAAAGAAACAGGGCAAUCUCAGUUCACAUUUACACAGUUGCAUGGCCUUCAACUGCCACCGCAGUAGAUUUACUGUCAAUAUUUGUUGGGCCCGACACCGUGAACGUUCGGUGGGGCUUUUUGCUAGAUUGGCAGGAAGGUUCUCACAAGACAUGGUUGCGUGGUCUUCGCAACAGCUUUGAUCUGCUGCAACAAAAAUUGGGUCGAGAUUUACAAAAAUUGGAUUUCUGCACAAUUGUGCUCAUGGGGGCUCAGGUCUGUGUGGGACUAGAUCUGAGAUCGCCGCAGUGGAAUUCGCUCAAAAUGGAGUUUUUGAACCAAUCCCUCAGAUCAUUGGCAUUCAUAAGACGUGCCUCACUGCUGGCAGUCGAGCAAGAUAGUGCGCCAGAAAGUUUGAUAGAGAUACGGAGGGUCAUGCUGGGCCAGGAAUCGAGUCAGACGCCCAACUACAUUGAAAUGGACAAGCUGUUCGUGCCGCGAGGCUGUGACUCUGAGUCCAAAAUCAAGACAAUGGGCGAGAAUUUCCCCGUGUUGCAGAUCGAAGCUGAAUCUUUCAUAGCAGGUCAAUUUGAACGGCACAUUCCUGGUGCGUCCCAGAAAGAAGACACUGACCCAGAAUACAGUUCCGAUGCUAGUCUUUCGCCUACAGUCAUACCAGAGAUAGAUGUCCAGGCAGAGUUAGCCAAAAUCUACGAAGAUCAGAAGUCAUCACUUCUAAACAUUAAUGGGACUCAAAACUCCCCAAUUGACAUUCCAAAUGCAAAAGAGGCAGUAGACCUUUGA